AUGGAAAAUUAUACUCAAACAUCAACUGAUUUCAUUUUAUUGGGGUUGUUUCCACCAUCAAGAAUAGGCCUGCUCCUUUUUAUUCUCAUUGUCCUCAUUUUUCUAAUGGCUCUGUUUGGCAACCUGUCCAUGAUUCUACUCAUCUUCCUAGACACCCGUCUACACACACCUAUGUAUUUCUUACUUAGUCAGCUCUCCCUCAUUGACCUAAAUUACAUCUCCACUAUUGUUCCCAAGAUGGCUUCCAAUUUUGUGUUUGGAAACAAGUCUAUCUCCUUCAUUGGGUGUGGUUUUCAAAGCUUCUUCUUCUUGACUUUAGGAGGGGCAGAAGCAUUGCUCUUGACAUCUAUGGCUUAUGAUCGUUAUGUGGCUAUUUGCUUUCCUCUUCACUAUCCCAUUCGUAUGAGCAAAAAAGUGUGUGUGUUGAUGAUAACAGGAUCUUGGAUAAUGGGCUCAAUCAAUUCCUGUGCCCACACUGUAUAUGCCCUUCAUAUCCCUUAUUGUCGAUCCAGGUCCAUCAACCAUUUCUUCUGUGAUGUCCCAGCCAUGUUGACUCUGGCUUGCAUGGACACUUGGGUCUAUGAGUACACAGUGUUUGUGAGUACCACCCUCUUUCUUGUGUUUCCUUUCAUUGGCAUUGCAUGUUCCUAUGGCCGAGUUCUCCUUGCAGUCUGCCGCAUGCACUCAACAGAAGGGAGGAAGAGGGCCUAUUCCACCUGCAGCACACACCUCACAGUGGUAACUUUAUGCUAUGUACCUUUUGCUUACACUUACCUACGCCCAAGAUCGCUGAGAUCUCCAGCAGAGGACAAGGUUCUGGCUGUCUUCUACACCAUUCUGACCCCAAUGCUCAACCCUAUCAUUUACAGCCUGCGAAACAAGGAGGUGAUGGGAGCCCUGAGAAGAAUGAUUCAGAGAAUCUGCUUUUUGAAAAUGUAG
Molecule: messenger RNA, 939 nt
Organism: Neofelis nebulosa (Clouded leopard)
Lineage: Eukaryota; Metazoa; Chordata; Mammalia; Carnivora; Felidae
Product: olfactory receptor 2L5-like
Exons: 1
Coding region: 1-939 (312 amino acids)
Biological process (GO): G protein-coupled receptor signaling pathway
Cellular component (GO): membrane
Molecular function (GO): olfactory receptor activity; G protein-coupled receptor activity
Source: RefSeq, a predicted model, not a curated record